Messenger RNA from Eimeria mitis, 477 nucleotides. RefSeq lists its product as uncharacterized. The record is from RefSeq and is a predicted model, not a curated record. Lineage: Eukaryota; Apicomplexa; Conoidasida; Eucoccidiorida; Eimeriidae. The transcript has 2 exons. The coding region runs from base 1 to 477 and encodes 158 amino acids.
AUGCUGUCUAUACACCCCACACGCCUGCUGCUGUCUGCGGAGACAGCAGCAGCAAGCCUAUUCAAGGCAACUGGUAGCGUCUCCGUUUCUCUCUCUCAACCCCAACAACCCCAACAACCAGCAGCAGCAGCAGCAGGAGGAGAUGCAGCAGCAGAUACAGCAGCAGCAGCAGCAGCAGCAGCAGGAGGAGCAGCAGCAGGCUGUCUAUACACCCCACACGCCUGCUGCUGUCUGCGGAGACAGCAGCAGCAAGCCUAUUCAAGGCAACAGGGAGCGUCUCCGUUUCUCUCUCUCAACCCCAACAACAACAACAACCAGCAGCAGCAGCAGCAGCAGGAGAUGCAGCAGCAGAUACAGCAGCAGCAGCAGCAGCAGCAGCAGGAGGAGCAGCAGCAGCAGGAGGAGACAGAAGAGAAGCAGUGGCUUUAUUAUAUCCCUCAACUGUCUCCUCUCUAUUUGCGGGUUUUAUGUGUAUAG